CUAUCGUUUCCUUCCUCAACCGGAGCAGGAGCAGAAGCAGCAGCAAGGAAGCUCCUCGGCGAACAUAAUGCCGAAGCAGAUUCACGAGAUCAAGGAUUUUCUCCUCACAGCUAGGAGGAAGGAUGCCCGUUCGGUGAAGAUCAAGAGGAGCAAAGACGUGGUGAAGUUCAAGGUCCGCUGCUCCAAGUACCUCUACACCUUGUGUGUUUUUGACUCCGAGAAGGCUGACAAGUUGAAGCAGUCUCUUCCCCCAGGUUUGAGCGUGCAAGACCUUUGA
Linum tenue is the source of this 277-nucleotide messenger RNA. Lineage: Eukaryota; Viridiplantae; Streptophyta; Magnoliopsida; Malpighiales; Linaceae. The record is from the annotation of a GenBank genome assembly.